Ostrea edulis (European flat oyster) is the source of this 1650-nucleotide messenger RNA. RefSeq lists its product as uncharacterized. The record is from RefSeq and is a predicted model, not a curated record. Bases 306 to 1508 code for a protein of 400 amino acids. Gene Ontology annotation, biological process: regulation of apoptotic process. Lineage: Eukaryota; Metazoa; Mollusca; Bivalvia; Ostreida; Ostreidae. The transcript has 3 exons.
CUUGCUAUCAAUUUCCUUGCGGGGUGGUAGUUGUUUCUAUUUGAACUUUUUCGGACUUAACCGGAACUUCCACCAUAAAGAUUUUACCUGUUGUGCUCGAGCACAUUAAAAUGACAUUUUUGUUUACAAAGGUAUGAGUGAUGUAAAAUUUGGACACCCCGUCACCUUCAAUAAAAUCGAAAAUAGAAUUCAGGAAAUUACAUCGUCACUUCCUGGUUAUGAAAUACACGUUUUAGAAAUGGUGUUGAAAUGGAUUAAUGACGAGUUUUUAACACCAACCAUCAAAACGAUGUAAAAUAUAGAAUAUGGCAACGGACCGAGCGGAAGUCAUUCAGGGUUGUUCGUCGGAAACCAUAGACAAGCUCCUUCAGGAACUCAGCGACUUCAAAAGUAAUGCAUGCGUACUUCAAGAACUCAAAACUCAAAUGACCGAAAUGAAAGGUCAAAUGAACAACAUCCAAAGCUACAUAGUAGGAUCACACACAGUACCUCAUAUCCGGACUUCAUUGUCAUCCGGGGACUUCAGCAGUGGAUCAAUCAUGUCCAUAUGCUCUGACAUCCUGGCCACAUCUGACAUUGAUAUCCAUAAAGACGUACUUAGAGGAGAACAUAAACAACUUAUGGACAUUGAUCUAUGCAGCACAAAUAUUUUGGACAAUUUAGUGCAGAAUAAAGUUUUACAAUCCAGCGAAGCGGAGGCAAUUCGGAAUACAAGGUCUAGUGUGGGGGUGGAGGACACCAGAGUAAGUCAGACACGUGCUUUUCUGUUCCGGUUACAGAGUCGUGAUAAGCAAUGCUUCCAACAUUUCAUUAACUCUCUUGAUGAGGAAUAUCCACAACUUGCAAAACGAUUACAAGAUGCUUUUGAUUCAAAGCUGCAAGAAGAACAUAUUAUUGAAGGCGAUGAUAUGAAAUGUGUAGUAUGUAGAAUACGAAACAAUGUAAGGGUGUGUGAAAUAAUUGACACGUUCUACCAGAAAAAAUUGAUAGAUGUAAUAGUAGCGGAAAGCAUUCUGGGGUGCGAUAAUGGUGCAACACAGUGGACCAAGUUUUGUCAACAAUUGAGCGCAAAUCCUGCUACUUUUCCCAGUAUGAUGGAAGCCUUGGAAGAACACCACAGUAGUUUCGUAAAAGAAAUGGCUAAAGUCCAGCGAAUUACGUUUACGUGUUUCUGCAGACACGUGAAAGAAAAAUUUAGACGAAAACUACUCGGUGUGAAAAAUUAUUAUGACUCACCAAUGGAAUCUAAUUCAUCUGAAGAACUUGGAUCUUCCUCGUUUCGCGAGCGAAAAAAGCACUGCCAGGAGUCAGAUUACCUCACGGUACACUAUGACGUGGUGGAUGAUAAGCAACAGACUAGGCAGCAGACGGAAUCUCAAGAUACCAGUAGUGUUAAAGACAACACCUGUUCAAAUCCAGGGAGACACCUGAGAAGUAUUAGCAGAGGUGACGUCAAAAGGACAGCAUUUAAAGAAAAAACAUAUGACAAUAUUAAGUCGAUUACUUAAUGGUUUGUUGUCAUUCUAGGGCAUCGCCUUUGCUGUGUGCUGAGUUACGGAAUGUAAGAGAGUCAUUAUUUACAGCACUGGCUCUUAUUAACCGUCUUCAGAAGAAAAUAAUGAUGCUGUAUAUAAAUGAAUGAAGUACAAA